CUCUAGGCAGUGAGAUCCAUCGGGCAGCUCUUCUCUCGAUCCCCAUUCUUGAAUCUCCCCUUCCCUCUCUCCUCUCCUCUAGCAAUAUUUCGAGCAUCGAUCGAGCAAUGGCGCCGCCUCGAUCCGGAAUCGCGAUCCUGCUCAUUGCAAUCCUGUGCAUCGCGCUCCUCCCGGCAGAUUCCAGCGCCCAAUCCUGCACGAAUUACCUCGCCCUGGCGAGCUGCAUCCCCGCCGCGGUCGGCAACACCGCUCCGACCGCGAGUUGCUGCUCGCUGAUCCAGAAAUACGUGAAGAAGCCGGCAUGUCUGUGCACGCUCGUCCAGAGCGCCAAGAAAGCCAUCCCUAGUAUCAACAUAGCCAAGGCGGUGAUCCUCCCCAAGAAAUGUAACUUCGGGAAAUACGUGCCCAAGAACUACAAGUGUGCUGGGGUUUCGGUUCCCCGCGAAUAAGGAAUGGCGAUCUUCACCGUUCAUCCCGACCACCAUUCCGCUCCAUAAUAGUCCACCAGAUGUGGAAUGUACUACGCCCUCGCUUUGCUAAUACAAACCUCUCGUUUGCCCUAUA
Molecule: messenger RNA, 564 nt
Organism: Selaginella moellendorffii
Lineage: Eukaryota; Viridiplantae; Streptophyta; Lycopodiopsida; Selaginellales; Selaginellaceae
Product: non-specific lipid-transfer protein 3-like
Exons: 2
Coding region: 108-449 (113 amino acids)
Source: RefSeq, a predicted model, not a curated record